This is a messenger RNA of Xiphias gladius (swordfish), 7280 nucleotides long. RefSeq names its product sema domain, immunoglobulin domain (Ig), short basic domain, secreted, (semaphorin) 3B (gene sema3b). Lineage: Eukaryota; Metazoa; Chordata; Actinopteri; Istiophoriformes; Xiphiidae. Gene Ontology annotation, biological process: positive regulation of cell migration; semaphorin-plexin signaling pathway; neural crest cell migration. The record is from RefSeq and is a predicted model, not a curated record. Bases 1240 to 3666 code for a protein of 808 amino acids. Gene Ontology annotation, molecular function: semaphorin receptor binding; chemorepellent activity. The transcript is spliced from 18 exons.
CUCUGCUCAGCUUCUGUGAAAAUUCUGUGUGUGUGUGUGUGUGUGUGUGUGAACUCCUCGCGUGUGUGUGUUAAGAAGAGUUUUAUGUGUGUGCAUAGGGUUGUGUGUUUUUCUAAGUAGAGCUGGAGUGUAGCUGUUCAUCAGUGGAGCUGACUGCAGACAGGGGAAUACUCAGAUCUCACUGCGCUGCCGUUUAAGUUACACACCAGCUGCCUUUUGGACUUUUCUAAGUCUCACUGGACUUUUUCGCACCACAGUGGGACUCUGCCGCUGCUCUCUUUCUGCCUUCCAGGCACCAUUCCCAUUACCGGAAUUACUGAAGUUUUUUUUUCUGUUUUUGUGUUCACAGUUUUACAGGAAUUUCUACCUGCCUCAAACUUAAUUUUUUUACCUUCCAAUUUAUGGAGUUUAAAAUUCACAAUCAGUUGUUUCCACCUGAUUCCAGAUGAACUCCUCUGUACAUUCAAAUUGAAUCCAGACAUGCUAAAGCCUGAGAAUGGAUCUUUGGCGAGCACCUAUGAAAGGCUCAGUGAGUGUGUGUAGGUGUGUAUAUAACACUCUCUGUACUGUGAUUGUAUAAUCAAGAAGGUUUGUCUCACAUGGGCAUGUUUGUUUUCUUUUUUAUUGCAAUGGAAAAACUAUGAGAGGUUAAACAGCAAAAAGCAGUACUGUAACUAUGGAAACGGUCAGCGAUGUCAGAGGCAUUUUGGGCUCAGGUGGAUGCUGAUCCCAGCCGGGAAUGUUCUGAACUCUUUUGGAAUUUGGUUCCACCUGGAAACGGAUGGAGAGGUCUCUAUUCACAUGUGUGACAUUUUUGUCCCGUUUUGGAUGUGAGAGGUGAUCUUGGUCGUCCUUCACAGGAGGAGCAGUGGAUCUAACCAAGAGAACUCUUAAGAAGCAAGGAGGACAUUAUAAAGAUUACAUUGAAUAUAAAAACUGGAGACUGAAGACAGACAACAAGAGGGAGCCCAAACCCAAACCAAGCUGGUCCAAGGACAGGUGGACUACAUCUAAUAUACAGACAAAAAUAGACAAAGAAUUUGAUUUUGCUCUAAAUCAAAACCAAAACAGGACAAUAACUAAACUAAAUUAGUGGAAAAUAGGACAAAUAUUGGGCGUUUAUGAUAAGUGGUUUUGGACAAAAUAGGCCAAAAUCCAACUGAAAACCACAAUAAAUUCACUUCACAGAACUUUUAAGUCAACCAUUGAAAGCAAAGUGUUUGCUCUAAGCGUGUCAAGAUGAUGACCAUGAUGAUGAUGAUGGCAGCCAUGAUGGUCACCUGCAGCUCUCUAUUCCUGCUGGGUCUGGCCGCUGCCCAUGCUUCCUCUAGCACCAUGACCCGUACUUCCUCUUCAUCUUCCUCCUCCUCAUCCUCCUCUUCUUCCUCCUCACCACGCAUGAAGCUCUCAUACAAAGAAUUGCAGCAGUUCCAUGGAGUGCGCCGGUUCGAGCUAGAGCGUUCCUGCUGCUUCAGCGCUCUGCUGUUGGAUGAAGAAAGAGGCCGUCUCUUUGUUGGGGCCAAGAACUUCCUGCUGUCACUCUCCUUGGACAACAUCGCUAAGCAGGAACACAAGAUCUACUGGCCUGCCCCCGUUGACUGGAGAGAGGAGUGUAACUGGGCUGGCAAGGAUAUCACCUCCGACUGUGUGAACUACGUGAAGAUUGUGCACCACUAUAACCGCACCCACCUGUACGCCUGUGGAACUGGGGCCUUCCACCCUACCUGUGCCUUUGUGGAGGUGGGACACAGGAUGGAGGACCAUGUGUUCAGGAUUGACCCCUCUAAGGUGGAGGACGGGAAGGGGAAGAGUCCGUAUGAUCCUCGCCACAAUGCUGCCUCUGUGCUUAUCGGUGAUGAGCUAUAUGCUGGCGUGGCCACAGACUUAAUGGGACGCGACUUCACCAUCUUCAGAAGCCUGGGGAAACGCCCCUCCAUCCGCACCGAACAGCAUGACUCACGCUGGCUCAAUGAACCAAAGUUUGUUGGUUCCUUUUGGGUCCCAGAGAGUGAAAACCCUGAUGAUGACAAGAUAUUUUUCUUCUUCCGUGAGACGGCGGUUGAGGCCCAGGGGCUUGGAAAGUCCACCUACUCCCGCAUUGGACAACUGUGCAGGAAUGACAUGGGCGGUCAGCGGAGUCUGGUGAACAAAUGGACGACAUUCCUCAAGACCCGUCUGAUCUGCUCGGUACCAGGCGCCGAUGGCAGCGACACAUACUUUGACGAGCUGCGCGAUGUUUUCCUGCUGCAGACGAGGGACAGAAAGAACCCUCUGGUCUACACCGUCUUCUCUACUUCCAGCAGUGUAUUUAAAGGCUCAGCUGUGUGUCUCUACUCCAUGAAUGACAUCCGGAGGGCCUUCCUGGGGCCCUUCGCUCACAAAGAGGGGCCCAACUACCAGUGGGUUCCCUUCCAAGGAAAAGUCCCCUAUCCCCGCCCAGGAAUGUGUCCCAGCAAAACAUUUGGCAGCUUUGAGUCCACUAAGGGUUUCCCAGACGAUGUGAUCCAGUUUGCACGUCACCACCCUUUGAUGUACAAUCCGGUCUACCCUAUGAGCCGACGGCCCGUCUUCAUCAGAACUAACGUGGACUACAGCUUCACACAGAUCGCUGUGGACAGAGUCAGUGCCGCUGACGGACAGUAUGAUGUCAUUUUUAUUGGCACAGACAAAGGGACAGUUCUAAAGGUGAUCAAUGUCCCCAAGGAGAGCUGGAACAAUAUGGAGGAACUUCUGCUGGAAGAGCUGGAGGUCUUCAAAGAUGCAUCGUCUAUCAUCAACAUGCAGAUCUCCUCAAAACGGCAACAGCUGUAUGUGGGGUCUGACACAGGCAUUGCGCAGGUACCCCUUCAUCGCUGCAGUGUGUAUGGGAAGGCCUGUGCUGAGUGCUGCCUGGCCAGAGACCCGUACUGCGCCUGGGAUGGAACAUCCUGUACUCGCUACCUGCCAAACACCAAGAGACGUUUCCGUCGCCAGGAUGUGAGGAAUGGGGACCCCAACACUCUCUGUUCUGGAGACCACCAUAAGCACCGUGUGGCAGAGAGGAAGCUGUAUGGAGUUGAGGGGAGCAGUACUUUCUUGGAGUGUAUCCCCAAAUCCCUUCAGGCCAGAGUCACCUGGACCUUCCAGAAACAUCCACAGAACCCACGAGAAGAGGUGCGUCUAGAUGACCGCAUCCUCCAGACAGACAGAGGCCUUCUGAUUCGGCGUGUCCUGAAGAGAGAUAUCGGCAUCUACCAGUGCCAUGCCAUGGAACAUGGCUUCACCCAAACUUUACUAGGCAUCACCUUGGAAGUUGUACCCUCAACAUCCUCCUCACUUUCCAAUCUACCAUCUGAUGCCCCUGUCCGAUUAGACCCCCGCAGCGGAGGUGGGCCCCCAAUGACCAAUCAAAAGCUUUGGUACCGGGACUUCAUGCAGCUGGUAGACCACCCUAACCUGAGCACCGUUGACCAGAUUUGUGAGCAAGUUUGGGCGCGCAAGAAUGCUGGCAGUGACCAAGCGGAUAAGAUCUUUCCUGCUCUUGGGAAGGACAUCCCGCCUCUGGGCCCUGCUGUCCGCCCAGCUAACAAGAAGUGGAAGCAUCUUCAGGAGAUAAGGAAGGGGAGAAACCGCCGGACCCACGAUGGAAAACCAAAUCCUCGGGCACCACGCAGCGCAGGGGAGUAACAACGUCGAGAAAGAGAUGGAGGCAGAAAAGAAUGACUGAUAAAGGGAGAAAGGAGGAGAAUGACAGAAAGACACUGAAAGACCAAGAACUCUUGGAGGCGUUCACACAUCCAGAUACACAUAUGCACAUCAACACACACACACACACACACACUCACAUAGCACCUCCUCUAUUGUGUAUAUUUAUCUAUGGAUGCCCCCACUAUACGGUACCCCAAUCCCUGAGUCCUCAUCCCACUGGUCAGCCCCUGCAUGUGCUGCCUUACUGCCCAAAUUGAUUCUGCAUGAUCCCUUUACACUGUUCAUGCCACAUGCCAGCUACACAUGUUAUGUGUGGAUAGUGGGUCACAGCAUUAACACCUACUCUCUGGGCUACACCACUUGGAACAAAAACCCCCCAAAGCUUAAGUUUAACUCUUCUCAUGGCUUUUUUUUACCUGAAGAUUUAAUACUAGUAUAUAAAAAUGGUGGACUUGAAUGUUGUGUACAAUGGAAAAGAGCAGAGAAACGUGACAACUGGAAUAUCUUACCAAGUAAUGGUCUCUAACUGGAAACAUACUUAACUUUUUAUGUGCAAUUGCACAAUCAUGCAGAAAGAUAAACAGUUUUUAAAACAGAUGGAUUGAUCAACUUCCUGUGGAGCCUGUGGAAUAGAUAAGCAUGGUGCAGAACUGGUCAUAUUAUAUAGAGGUUUCAUAGCGGUUACCUUAGUCAAAUUGAGGCAUGUUGCAGCAAAAUAAAUCACACAAUACAAUGCAGUUAUGGUUAGUGAGCAGUCAUAUCUGGCCAGAUAUGAUUAUAUUGUUUUACCGGUCCAAACCACUAGAGAAUGAGGGGUGGAAAAACUACUGGCAUUCCGUGAUGUGAGAGAAAGACAAGAUGUUUACAGUACACAGACUAAGAUGGAGCAUGAAGAAGUAAGUCUCAAAAGGCAAAAAAGUGCUUAUAAAACCUGGAUUACAUAAAAAAAAAGUUUAAUUAGGUUUUACAUGGAAUCUUUAAAGGUACUACAUGUAAGUUUUGCUGUUGCUGCACAGCCAAUGUCAGCAUUAACAGCUGUUUACUUACCGGUGUUGAAGAAACGUUGCAAGUUCAGCAUCAAACUUCAUUCCUUUAUUCGCCAAGAGCUGUUGCCAGUGGUGGAAAGCAAUGCUAAUGUUAACUCUUUUUUAGCUUCUAUUUCUAUCACUUCUUUUCUCCUACUGAAGUUAGCAUGCAAACCAGCUAGCCCUGGGCUGUACCGUCUUGUAAUACCACUUUACGAUAGGGAGUCAUUGUAGCGUCCAGUCUGCCCUCAGUUCAGCAUGGGAGGAUGAAAAAGUAGCGCUGCCAAGAGGGCAUAUUCUAACGUCUUGUCUUGUAAAGACAAUGAUGGCUGAGGCUCUUGGAAAGCAACCAUUAUCCCCACCACCACAACCACCCGCUCCCAGCAAGAAACCACAUUCAGCAGCAGAGAAAACUUACAUAUAGCCCCUUUAACAUACAUAAAUAUCAUAGUUAGCAUUGAAAUUGCAUAUAGAAUGAAAGUUUUGACAUAAUCCAAAACCUCACUAUAAAUUCACAAUUUAUUGGUUUUAUUUGACUGUGUUCAAUGUUUUUUGCAUUAAUAUUAAGGAGAAAUCAUGAACAUGGUGGUUUGGGUGGGAAGCAUUAAGUGAGAAGGAAGAGGAAAGAUCUUAAUGGACUCCAGUAUGACAACCCACGUUUCAGGGCUACAGUACAGUAUAUAUAUUAGCAUGAUAUUUAUAAGUGAAACUAUGAUUUUUUUUUCUUUGUAUUCUAAGUGGUACUUCUAUUCCUUGCUCUUUUACACUGUUCUUGCAUAUGUUGUUUACGAUAAGUACAUAUAUGCAAAUAUUAUGAAACGACAGUUGAUGAAUCCUCAGUCAGCAUAGAAAUGUACAGAAUGCUGUUCUUCUGCGCUACCCACAAUGCAUUUCACUGUUGGCAAAAACAAAAAAAACAAAAAAAAAACUUCCAUCUGACUUCAUACACUGUUGUGGUCACUUCUCAAUGUAGUGUUAGUCAUUAAUAUCAUUGACUUUUGCUGCUUAACAAUGUCAUCUCUUCCUAAUGGACAAUUAAAUUGAUACGGUCUUCCUUCUCUCUGUCUUUAGUCCAAUCUCUCUCUGUGUAUUAUCUGUAAAGAAACCUUAUUUGUUGGUUGUCUGUGCUAACAUGGUGUGUGUAGCCUGUUCCCUAGUGUCCAUUGUGUGUACAGGCUCAGAUGAAGAGCCUAACUGUGGUACCAUACUUUAUUAUAUCAUAGUCUAUUGACAUGAAAGAAAGUAAAUGGCCUUGUAAGAUAAAACGUAAAUUUAUGUUUUGCAUUCAUGAAACCUCAAUAUAAUUUUUAUGAUGGACAUAUGGUCUAAUUUGUGCUGCUGCCAUAAAUUUUUCAAAAGCAAAAUGGCUUUUAAAAAAUUUCCAGUAAAAUCUUACAAAAAUGUAUUUUUGUAAUAGUAUUCUUACUUCUACAUUUGGCUUUGUUGUGUCUAUUACUUCACACGACUGUGAACUGUGUGCCAAAAUGGCCCUUGGAUCAAAGUUCUUUUGGAAACCAGGUCCUGAUAACAGGAGGCAGCACAAAUUAGGUCUGUGAGUGGAUUUUAGAUGUAUGGAUUCAUUGUCGUUGUUAUUUAUAUACAUUCUUUAUAGAGAUGUAAUUAACUCUUUAAACCGAACUGAACUGAACUGACUGGUGCCUGUAAAAGGGACACUCUGCAUUUUGACGCCACAAUCAGGAACAGAAGAUUCAAUGCAAAAAGGAGGUUAAAAAAAAAAAAAAGAAUUUAAUUGUAGAUACAUGUUGUUGGUCCAUGCAUGUGCCAGUACCUGCAUUUUAAACCACAGAACUAUUGAGUUUAGGCUACUAAUUCACUAAAUGGAGAUUUAAGUUAUUAGUUGUGUGCUUCUCUUUUCUUUAAUAAAACAUUAUUUACAUUGGUAGUGAUGUCAGACUUGACCGAGUCUCCCUUUUAAGCCAGCUGUUGUUUUGUGCUCAUUUGAAAUUGCAUGACCAAUGUUAGUGGCUAACGCGUUUGACAAUGGUGUGGUGGCAAGAGAGAGCGAGAGAAAGAAAGCACAAUGUUGAAUAUUAUUAUUAUUCCUAUGUAUUUAUGUGCAAAGAUAAGCUGAUAUGUUGUGGUGGAUUUUAUUUUUCUUAUAAAUGUAGAUUUACAUCUGUAUCGUUAAUGUUCUGCUGAAAAAGGACUCAUCCUCAACUUUUUUUUGUACAUUAUGGCCAAUGGGAAAAUUCUUCCUGAACACAGUGUCCAAUUAGAGUCUUUGUUGAUCACAGCCCUCCAAUCAACACUCCUGUUGCAUCCCAUGCCAUGUGACGCACCCCUGUAUGAGAGUUCACAAGGAGAGGCUUGUGUGUGUGUGCGUGUGAGUUAGAGAGAGAUGUGUGCGUGUGGUUUGUGUGUGUAUGAGAGAGAGUUUUGGGGGAAAGCAGAGCUCUGUAAAUAAUGGCAAAGGAACAGUGGUGUGCAUGUGUAGAGCGGUCUGUUGGUGAAAGUUCAAAGAGCGAAGGCCAAAGUUAACGUGGUGCACUGUAAUACUCCCAGAGGUCUUUGUGAAAUGUCCUGUCAGAUUGUUUUUGAUUAACACAA